Drosophila navojoa is the source of this 783-nucleotide messenger RNA. It is a transcript of the gene mthl11, whose product is annotated as methuselah-like 11. Gene Ontology annotation, molecular function: G protein-coupled peptide receptor activity. Gene Ontology annotation, biological process: cell surface receptor signaling pathway; G protein-coupled receptor signaling pathway. The record is from RefSeq and is a predicted model, not a curated record. Gene Ontology annotation, cellular component: plasma membrane. Lineage: Eukaryota; Metazoa; Arthropoda; Insecta; Diptera; Drosophilidae.
AUGAUAGCGCGAGCUUAUGGAAGAGUGAUUAUUGCCUUCAGCCAAUUCAGCAAUCGGAUAAUCAAGUCCUCCUACUGCCUCAUCAUUGCAUCGAGCCAACCGACAGAACCAACGCCUACAGGAAGGAGUAUUACGCAGCGGAUAGCGCUCGGCUGCAACUUUGUUACCUAUUCUAUUCCUUUUUACUUUACAGCUCAAAUAGUGUCGAUAUUCUUCAUGAUUAUGUUAAUCAUUGUCUACAUGCUGCUGCCCAAUUUCAAGUCUAUCCAUGGCAAGUGUUGCAUCUGUUACUUCCGCUGCCUCACUGUUCUAGUCUUCAACUGGACAGACACCAGUCAUGGCAUUGCCUGCAAAUUGUUUGGGUAUGCUGGAUAUUAUGCCGUUUUGGUAACAUUCUGUUGGCUUUCGGUAAUAAAUUAUAACCUGUGGAAGACGUUCAACAACAUUGGCGUCGGGCAAAAGGUCCGGUUCGCUAGGUACAACAUCAUCGUUUGGAGUGCUGCUGCCGUCUUGGUGUUAGUUAUAUUUCUGUUCGAUUAUCUUCAUGAAUUUAUGGGCAUUCCGAUCAAUUUGAUACCGGGUAUCGGUCUCUACACGUGCUGGAUCAAUACUUUUUGUUGGUCAGCCAUGAUCUACUACUUUGGGCCAAUACUCCUUCUGCUUCUUCUCAAUAUUACACUUCUUAUUAAAACAACAAAUCGAAUAGUUGUACAAAACAGAGGGAACCGACGCGUACUAAAAUUAUCGGAUGGCCAGCGCAACUUCAGAAAUCUGACUAAGUAA